GUAAGCGAGGGCCGUUUCCUCGCCUGCCUUCCGCCCGACCCUCUCCCUGCGCCGCCUCCAUCUCGUGAUUCUCGUGCUCCGAAGGUGGAUUGGAGGCUGCUUUCGCCGGUCGCCUGACACAGCAAAGGAGCCGCACCUCUCCACCAAAGCAUCAGGGGCCCCAGGGCAGCCUCUCGUCCACCCCCGACCGAUCCUCCUCGCCUGACUGCGCCGCCAUCCCGCACGCCUACUUCCACCCAACUGCGCCAGUCUCUCUCCCAGUCCCAGGCCUGACCUUCCUCGUCUCAGCGCUCUAGACUGCAUGCCGUGACACGGAAAGCCGGGGAGAUCCACGGAGGCUUGGAUUGAUUUCUUCUUCCCUUGGUUCUUCGUCCUCAAUCGGCGCCAGAUCCGUUUCAGUUUUCGGCCCCCCAUCGGACUACCCAAGUUUUGGCAUGGCAGGUGGAAGAUACUUGGGUUAGUCAGAGCAUAGAACAAGGGGCUGAAUUUUGAAAUUGAUUUUUCCAUAGGAUGGAAUCCUUGUGGAAGCUGACCUACUUGCUUGAGCCUGCAUCACUUGCUCUCAUUGCCACAGCCAUUUCGGUGGCCUAUGCAUCAGCAUCGCGUGCUCUAGACUAUGGCAAGGAGAUGGAGAGGAACUUGGAUUUUUCAGAGGCUUCCAUUACAUUGGAUCGGUCGCAGGCUCUAAUGAUUCCCCUUGCAAGCUCAUGCAGUCUGUUGCUGAUGUUCUACUUGUUCUCAUCUGUCUCACAUCUCGUGACCGCUUUUACCACUGUGGCCUCAGCAAUGGCACUGUUCUUUUGCCUGUCUCCAUACAUUACCUACCUCAAGACACAAUUCAAUCUAAUGGAUCCAUUCAUGUCCAGGUGUUGUUCAAAGUCGUUUACCCGGUUGCAAGGUUUGCUGAUGCUCUUCUGCAUAGCCACAGUGUUAGCCUGGCUGGUUUCAGGGCAUUGGUUGCUAAAUAAUGUUCUGGGGAUUUCCAUAUGUAUAGCAUUUGUCAGCCAUGUCAGGCUUCCCAACAUAAAGAUUUGUGCAUUGCUUCUGGUAUGCUUGUUUGUGUACGAUAUUUUCUGGGUGUUCUUCUCAGAGAGGUUCUUUGGAGCAAAUGUUAUGGUCUCUGUUGCCACUCAGAAGGCAUCUAAUCCUGUUCACACAGUAGCAAACAAGCUUAGUCUGCCAGGGUUGCAGUUAAUUACAAAGAAACUGGAGCUUCCAGUCAAGCUUGUUUUUCCGAGAAAUUUGUUGGGUGGGAUUGUUCCAGGAAGUAGUCCCGGUGAUUACAUGAUGCUUGGCCUUGGAGACAUGGCUAUUCCAGGGAUGCUUCUAGCCCUUGUACUCUUCUUCGACAACCGGAAGCACAAAGAUGCGAAUAUUCCAUCAGAUGUGUCUCCCUCAAAGCGGCAAAACUAUGUCUGGCAUGCCCUAACAGGGUAUGGUGUAGGCUUGGUAGCUGCAUUAGCUGCUGGGAUAUUGUCUCAAUCUCCCCAGCCUGCCUUACUCUACCUGGUGCCAUCGACACUGGGGCCUGUCAUGUACUUGUCAUGGUUAAGGAACGAGCUGUGGGAGCUGUGGGAAGGAUCUGGGCCGAUUCUAAACGAGAAAGCUCGUUUGCUGGAGGUCUAAGAUCCAAGGGGACCAAAAAAUAUCAGCGCCCACCAUGAUGCAAUCUAAUUUAACAUCACUUCAGCUCCUCAUACUGAGGAUAGUAUUUAUAAGCUAGAAUUGUCUAGUAAUGUAAGCUUGUACGCUGCUGUUUUCCUCGCAAGAGGAAGCACAUAUGUAUCACCUAACUGCUUGUAAUAGAAAGGUUCAAUGCAUUUCAGCUUAUACCCUUGGA
Panicum virgatum (switchgrass) is the source of this 1840-nucleotide messenger RNA. RefSeq names its product signal peptide peptidase-like 1. Gene Ontology annotation, biological process: membrane protein proteolysis. NCBI's taxonomy places the organism in Eukaryota, Viridiplantae, Streptophyta, Magnoliopsida, Poales, Poaceae. The record is from RefSeq and is a predicted model, not a curated record. The transcript has 5 exons. Gene Ontology annotation, cellular component: Golgi-associated vesicle membrane; cytoplasmic side of endoplasmic reticulum membrane; lumenal side of endoplasmic reticulum membrane. Gene Ontology annotation, molecular function: aspartic endopeptidase activity, intramembrane cleaving. Bases 511 to 1626 code for a protein of 371 amino acids.